Messenger RNA from Cylindrotheca closterium, 16974 nucleotides. The record is from the annotation of a GenBank genome assembly. Lineage: Eukaryota; Bacillariophyta; Bacillariophyceae; Bacillariales; Bacillariaceae.
AUGGACGAUCAAAAAGAACAAAAAUCCGAGUCUCCAAAGCAGGCUGUCCAUGAUUAUAUGCAGCGCAUGUUUUCGGCAUCACUUGCCCUGUCCCAGACACAGACGGAGGAUUCGAUGACCGUGGAAUCAAAUGAAGAGGAUCUGGGCCAUUUGGUGGAUACUAUUGCCCGAAAUUUGCUGUCGUCGUGUGCAAUCAACAUUCUCGCUGCAGAAACUUCCAAUCUACCAAAGUUAUCUACAAUAGAGCCCAUGCUCCCUGGAAUUGAAAACGAAGAAGCUGAGGACGUAGAACCACUUGUGGAACCUUACCAAUACAGAAGGUCGGACUAUUUGCGACAACUCCUCCGAAUCAUGGCCCCAAUGUCGAUGCAAGUCGCGGCCCACACAUGUACUCUUGUCGCAUCCUACAGAACAGACUCGCCGACGUUGCAAUAUCAAGCAGUUGUUUUGUUCUCGCACUGGCUACCAGUAGCUCCUCACUUGACUCCCAUGGUAACCGAAUUUUUCCAACAUUUGAAAGAACCAUUCCAACACGUCGAAUUGGAAAGAACAGAUUCAGCAUUCCUCGUUGCUGAAGCGAUGUAUUAUCUGCUAUCAUUCUAUUCAAAACGGAAACAAAUAACUUCACUGCGAAAACUAUGGAGCUGGAAGUUUCUGUUCGACAUGCUGCAACCAAGAGACGUGGCAAUGAGCACCGAUGAUGAUGGAGGGCAAGACGAUAUUGUUCGGAUGAAGGCAAUUCGGUGGUAUUCCGCAAGAGCCAUCGGGAGUUUACUCAAAUGGAAACCAGCAGUGGUUAUAUCAAUGCUGAAGCGUCUUGAAGUGGAGGAAAGUCGAGUUCAGUGGCAUAUCCAUCCAUGGGACCUGAAUAUAGAGGAAGCCGACUUCCAAUCGUCGAUUUUUCGAUCAUGUGCAAGCCUUUGGGGUUCAGAGGAGCUUGCUCUACCAUCUUCCGAACAAAUAUCACAUAUACUUCCUACCUCGAGUCUACUGGCUGAUGUGGGACCUGGACUGGUAUUUUACAAGUAUGCUUCAUUGAAAAAAAUAAUAGGUGCAACAACUCAAGCACCAUCAAAAUCUGUCGACAAUGCUGACGACUCGAAACAGAGACUCAUUCUCACUCCGACAGCGGGCCGAAAUAUCUCUCUCCUCGGCUCAGUUCUAUGUCAAGAACCCUACCCGCCGCCGAUUCUGGUAUGUGGACCACAUGGCUCUGGAAAGUCUAGCCUUGUGCGAGAACUGCUGCACAUGUGCCGACCAGAUGAAGACAGUCUGAUGGAAUUUCACAUCGAUGAAGAGACAGACUCCAAAACGUUGAUUGGUUCAUACACGACGACAGAUAUUCCUGGAGAGUUUGCAUGGCGAGCUGGUGCAUUGACUCACGCCACUCGUGAAGGGCACUGGGUCCUCAUCGAAGAUGUUGAUGUUGUACCAAUAGAGAUUCAGGCAACGCUUGUCAAACUGCUGGAAAGCCGGAUGUUACCACUUGGAAAUGGAAAAUAUGAAAGAUGUCAUCCAAACUUUCGAAUUUUCGGUACUUGCACAACAACAGCGCAUGAAGCUCAACGAAAUCUACGAAUGAGUUCCAACAGGGGCGGAGGAAAGCGUAUUCUCAGCCCAUCACUGUGGAGAAAAGUUUAUGUCAAACCAAUGCCUUCAGACGAAUUGAAACAAGUGGCGUCGUCACUAUUCAGAAAUCUCCCAGGGUUUGUCAUUGAGGCUGCCCUUACAAUAUUGCAAAAACUUGACAGAAGUGGUCGCAAGGGCUCGCUGUCAACUGAGAAAAAAAAGGAAGAAGAGGAGGACAUCAGGGAUAAGGACAUUGACGUUCCUGACACCCCCGAGACAAGGUUGUGGACUGGAGGACGGAAUCCAUCAGUUCGAGACUUCUUCAAAUUACUGUCACGGUUAUCAAAUGGCGUCACGUUCGAAAACAAUCAGGCAUAUGCAACUGAAGCGCAGCGGAUGCUCUGCCUUGCAGAAUGCGUCGACAUCUUUGUCGGAGCAUGCCCAGAAAAAGCUUGGAGACUCGACUUUGUAAAUAUGCUGGCUGCUCCUAUUUGGGGCGUGUCUCGAGACUUGGCGGUGAGCUACAUUGAGAGCAGGCAACCUCCGACAGUAAUAGGGGAAGAUGCUUUUGAGAUUGGUAGAGCACGGAUUCAGUUGCACGAUCACUUUGAUCAUUCCAUGAAGAAAUCCAAAACUUUCGCACAGACCAAUUAUGCAUUGCGACUGAUGGAGUCAGUUGGAGUCUGUAUCAGAGAGAAUGAAGCUGUACUUCUGGUUGGCGAAACUGGAUGUGGAAAAACUAGUUUGAUUCAACAACUCGCGGCGAACUGUGAAAGGGAGCUAAUCGUCCAGAAUCUUUCGCUUCAGACAGACUCUACCGAUCUUCUUGGAGGAUACAAGCCUCUUGAGAUCAAGAAUGUGGCAAGAAGGGUUUACAACGAUUUCGUCCAUAUCUUUGUUUCUACCUUCUCAAGGAAACAAAACGCCAAAUUCCUUCAGUAUGCGGCUUCAAUGCAAGAGAAAUCGAACUGGAAAAAGCUAUCGCAGUGUUUCCAAAGGGCAUCACAACUUGGACUUGCAAAAAUGAAAGAACAGAGUGUGAAUGCAGACCAGGUGCUGUCAAAAAAGCAAGUUGCUCUGAAGCUUGCGUGGCAAAAGUUUGUUGAUAGUGCCGAUCGCUUUGAGAAGCAGAGAUUGACUUGUGACGCAGGUCUUGCAUUUGUUUUUUCAGAGGGUGUUCUUGUAGAUGCCAUCCAGAAUGGCAAAUGGGUUCUACUGGAUGAAAUGAAUCUUGCUUCAGCUGACACACUGCAGAGACUCUGCGGUUUGCUCGAUGACAAAGACGGCAGUGUAACACUCACGGAACGGGGUGAUGCGUCAGCGAUUACGCGGCAUCCAAAUUUUCGAUUGUUUGCCGCCAUGAAUCCGGCAACUGAUGCUGGAAAGAAAGAUCUCCCUGCAAGUAUUCGGUCUCGCUUCUCUGAGAUCUAUGUCGACGAGUUGCUUGAUCCGGUCGAACUACGUGUUAUUGCUUGCCGAUAUCUCGAUGGCGUUCUAGCUUCUGAUGGCAAGCCACCUGAACACUCCCAGGUUGUGAUUGAUGUUGUUGACGUAUACUUGAAAUGUCGACAGCUUGCGGAAGCGAGUCUUUCUGAUGGAGCUGGUCAUAAGCCAAGAUAUACAUUGAGAACUCUAUCUCGCGCUUUAAGUGCUGCAAAGACUCUGGCUGUCCAGCAAAAUCUGUCUUUACAAAGGGCUAUUUACGAAGGGUUUCAGCUGUCGUUUGAGGGUGCCUUGGAUGAUUCUUCGACAAGGGUCGUCCGAAAAGCACUAAAACCGCUACUUCCUCAGGGUACGUCGAAGUCGGUAUUAGAACACCCGGGUAGGCGGCCUGGAGGAAAAGGCAAAGAAGAAGAUUAUGUCUUGUUGAAACCAUUCUGGGUAAAAGUUGGACCAGGGGAAAGCGCUGAUUGGUCAGAAGUCUCUUCGUCAACUGGGAAAGCGAGAUUUAUUCUCACUCAAUCAGUUUCUACAAGCUUGCGUCGAUUGUCGCGAGCGAUCACUGCAGGACCAUGGCCAGUACUUUUGGAAGGUCCAACUAGCGCCGGAAAAACAACACUGGUGGAGUACAUUGCUGCCCGCUGUGGCCACAAAGUUGUUCGAAUAAACAAUCAUGAGCAUACUGAUGUCCAGGAGUAUACGGGAUCUUUUGUUGCCGACCAGAAUGGAUCAUUAUCAUUUCGCGAUGGGCUCCUUGUUCGAGCACUUCGACAGGGACACUGGGUUAUAUUGGACGAGCUGAACUUGGCUCCAAGUGAGGUUCUUGAAGCACUCAAUCGCUUGCUUGAUGAUAAUCGAGAGCUCUAUCUCGCAGAGACAAAUGAAGUUGUUACCCCACAUCCUGACUUUCGUCUCUUUGCAACCCAGAACCCAGCGGGUAUCUAUGGAGGAAGAAAACCUUUAUCAAGAGCAUUUCGUAAUCGGUUCGUGGAGAUUCAUAUGGGCGACAUUCCAUCUGACGAAAUGAUGACCAUUCUUGAGAAAAGAUGCGCUUGUCCGCCGUCUCAUGCGAAACGCCUAGUUGACAUCAUGGUAGCUCUGAGGACUCAAAGAAGUAAAAGCAACGUAUUUCUCGGAAAGAACAGUUUCAUAACACCCCGUGAUUUGCUCAGGUGGGCAGAACGAGAUUCGACUUCGAAGCAAGAUCUUGGAGAGCACGGUUACAUGUUAUUGGCAGAACGAUUGAGAUCAGAGGAUGAAAAAGAGCUUGUUCAAGACAUUAUCGAAACAAAUUUGAAAGUGAAGUUGAAUCUGGACGAGAAGUACUACGGACCUGACUCAGAGGCGAGGAAGCUGCUUGCAGAAGCUACACAGCAGCUACAACAAACAUCGAAUCCUCUUAUGGAGUCAAUAGCUGCAACAAAGACACUGCUUCGUCUAAUCUCACUGGUUUUACGCUGCAUAAAACAAAAAGAGCCAGUCUUGCUUGUUGGGGAUACUGGGUGCGGGAAAACAACAGUUGUGCAGUUUCUGAGCUUUGUAUUCAAUAGGCAGCUUUAUGCUGUGAAUUGCCACGCGACAACAGAGACAUCUGAUUUGAUCGGAGGGCUUCGACCUGUUCGCGGCCGUGAUGGAAUGGUGCAGCAGAUUGUGUUAAAACUGAAACGUGUAUUUGACCUGUGUCAUCCUGACUACCUCAAGGACAUUGUCGUUCCCGAGAAGUUAUCUGCGUUGUUCCAGCGGCUAUCGAAUAAUGAGAGCUCACUACGUGAGAAAGACUUCGAAGUUUGUUCCGUGAAGGAAAUGAUGUCUAUUGCUUCAUCGAUAGCGAAAAGCUUUCCAGAUUCAACUGAGCCAGGGAAAAGGCAAAGAAAACGCAGAAAGUUGAACGAAUCAGGCCCUUCGUCGGACUGCUCUGAAGCGGAAAUGGAUGAAGAAUCAUCAGAUGCCUGCGCUGGGCUAUUGGACGAGAUAACGGAGAUUGGUCGCAGAUAUGGCACUCUUUUUGAAUGGUCUGAUGGACCACUUGUAGAAGCAAUGAAAUCCGGCCAGAUGCUUCUCCUCGACGAAAUGAGUCUUGCAGAAGACGCUGUUCUCGAACGCUUGAACUCGGUCUUGGAACCUUCCCGGACGAUCGUUCUUGCUGAAAAGGGCGAUGAUGGUUCGAAGGUUGAGAGUCGAAUUGUGGUUGCGGCCGAUGAUUUUCGGAUCUUUGCAACAAUGAACCCGGGAGGUGAUUUUGGGAAACGAGAACUUAGCCCUGCGCUUCGUAGUCGUUUUACGGAAAUCUGGGUACCAGCAGUUACUGCAAGAAGCGACUUUGAGCUUGUACUGAGUCGAACUUUGAUUCCACGUGAUGUUGCUAUUGAAUCCACAAACCUAGGCCCGCUCCUUGAUCGCAUGUUGACAUAUGUUGAGUGGUUCAAUGGUAGAAUAUGUGGGGAUAGGGCGAGCCCGUUUGUUGAUUUCAAGCUCACACUUCGAGAUGUCCUGUCUUGGGCACGCUUCAUAGUUGCAGCUCGGAAUGUAAAUAGCGAAUUGAGUAUGUGGGAUGCAUACUGCCACGGGGCAUCAUUGAUGCAUAUCGACGGUUUUGGACUGGGGUCGGGGCUUGCAGUUGAAGAUGCUGCACAAGUCAAGAAGAAAGGAGAGGCUUAUCUACUAGGGCAGCUGCCAUCGAAAACCAAGAUAUCCAAUCUCUCCGGGACGACCGAAGGCUUCAAUGUUAGUCAUUCAAGCCAGUUUGGCUCCAGUCCGUUCUUUAUCAGUACUGGACCGAUACCAACAACUGAAUCGACUUUCAACUUCACUGCUCCAACGACUGGGUUGAAUGUAUUUCGAGUUCUGCGAGCCAUGCAGCUGAAUAAGCCAGUUCUUCUUGAGGGUUCUCCAGGUGUUGGGAAAACAAGUCUUAUUACAGCUCUGGCUGCAGCUUCUGGUCACAAGCUCGUACGAAUCAACCUAUCCGAGCAGACAGAUAUCGCCGAUUUGAUGGGGAGCGACCUUCCAGUUUCCUCGGCAUCAGGUGGUGCUACCUUCGAAUGGUGUGAUGGCAUCCUCUUGACUGCAAUAAAGGAAGGUAGUUGGGUCUUACUCGAUGAGUUGAAUCUUGCUUCCCAGACAGUUCUCGAGGGCUUGAAUAGUUGUCUUGAUCACCGAGCAUCUGUCUACAUACCAGAGCUGGGGAAGAACUUUGACUGUCCUAGCUCUUUCCGUGUUUUCGCAGCGCAAAAUCCAUUGGCCCAAGGUGGAGGGAGAAAAGGACUGCCAAAGUCAUUUCUGAAUCGUUUCACAAAGGUUUAUGUGGAAGCUUUGAAGGACUCUGAUCUAAGCUCAAUCUUGGUCUCAAGAUACCCAACUCUCGAACAUAAGCUGGUACAAAAGAUGAUUGGCUUCAACGAAACGAUUCAUCAAGAUGUUGUUGAUAAACGGGAAUAUGGUUCGGAAGGAAGUCCUUGGGAAUUCAACUUGCGGGAUGUAUUUCGAUGGUGUGACCUGAUUUCGUCAACAUCUGCAACCAAUGAAGGGGCUGCGAGGGAUCUUUACUUCCAAAGAUUUCGAAGUCUUUCUGAUAGAGCCAAAGUAGAUUUGGUGUAUCAGCGUUUCUUUGGCAAAUCCUUGAGCUCUACUGCUUUACCUACACUUGAAAUCGAAGAGACUCGUUUUCGAGUUGGAGACACCACACUGCAAAGAAAUGGGACGUUUUAUAACUCGCAUCGUGAGAACACGCUGAACACCGAUCCAAGCAUACUUCUCUCUUCCAUGCUACCUAUGGAAGCUGUCGCUCGUUGUAUCAAAUUGAGGUUACCUUGCCUACUUGUGGGAAAAGCAGCUAGCGGAAAGUCCUCCGUCGUUUCAAGCCUAGCUGAACUUUGCAAUGCGAAGCUUGUUGAACAAUGUCUUUCGCCAUCUUCGGAUGUCACUGAGCUCGUUGGAUGCUUCGAACAGAUCGAGGAUAUGUCGGAGGAGCGGAAAGUUUUAGCUGCGCUUCUCGAGUUGGCUAAAGAGUACUUGCGACUUCAAAAGGCUGAUUCUGACAAUUCUUGGUCAGUUUGGAGUUUGAUUCUUUUGUUGGAAGAAUGCCUCGAAGACAUUUCCCAUUUGUUUGAUGGCUUCGUGAAAGGUGAUAAGACGAAGCAAUCAAGAGCGAAGACUUUAGCGUGUAUUCUACUCGAAGGUUUGAGUACUUGCGAUUCCUUUUGUCGCAUGUAUUCGGAUGAUGUGCAGAAAAUUGCAGGAAAAUGUAACGAGUGGAAUUUAGCAGGGCUUCCAGAAAACAAAAGUGAUGAUUCGGGUCACUUUGUGUGGCGUGAUGGAAUCCUUGUGGAAGCCAUGGUUAACGGAUAUUGGUUGGUGCUGGAAAAUGUCAACCUCUGUCCAUCAUCAGUCCUUGAUAGGUUGAACUCUGUCACCGAGAAAGAUGGCUUCUUGCUUCUGUCUGAAUGUGGAACAAACGAGGGUGAUGGAGAAGGCGCUUCAACUCACCGACUGAUUCGACCCCAUCCAAAUUUUCGGAUCUUCCUAACGAUGAAUCCAACUUGCGGAGAGAUAUCAAGGGCGAUGAGAAACCGAUGUGUGGAAAUUUCUCUUCUGCAACUCCUGCAUUCGACUCCUCAAUGGGAUGGAAACGAUGAUAAUAUUCCAGCUGGAACGGCCACAAACGCUGCUAAAGUCGAUAUUCUGGAAAUUUUGAACGGUUCUGGGGCAAAGACACUAGAACUUGCUACAUCUAUCAUGUCCAGCCAUCUUGUCGAACAUUAUGAUGCAAUCAAGAGUGGAGAAGAGCCACCUUGUCUACGAAGCGUAUCAGGUGCAACUUCAAUGCUUGCUGGCCAAGUUUCUCGUGGCGUGAACGCGAAUGAAGCUUUAGCUCACUGCAUCCACCUUUCUUUUGAAAAAGAAGCCACUGACACCCUCGAGCACAUCAAGAACGACUACUACGAAAAAAUUUCAGCAAAAACAUACACACCUCUUCCAGUUGUCACGUCUGUCAUCGACUCAUGGGCGUCAAGCCAGGACACUGCUCAACUAAACAUUGAAGCAAAAUUGCUCCGUUUGUUUACGCAUAAUUCUUUGGCUGUGAGAUCUUCCAUUACCAGCUCUGAGCUUGGUCUUAUGGGCCUGUACGGCAUUGACGAAAGGUUUCAGGACAUGUACAAGCAGUUCAACUUACCACAAGUUCUGGACGAUUCAUAUCUUCGGGACGCUAUGGUGCAAGGGCUUCUCGCAAAAGCGACUGCAGUCAAUGUUGGCAGAAACAUCGCUUAUUUGAAAGGUUUGAAUAACGAAUGUUCUAAUAGUCUUCUUUGGAUGAGCUGGAAGAAGAGUUUAACUAUCCAAAGUUGUUUGAAACCUGAAACACACAACAACGGAGUGACGUCAAGUCUGGAGGCGAUGACUCAUUUGCAGGAUCAGCGAUUGGCACACCAAUUUCGUGAAAGAAAGUGGUACCUAACUGUAUCUUCUAUUGAGCCUCCAGUCGAUCCAUCUAUGACGCUCAAAGUGCUUGAUGCGUCCUAUCUCAUACACGAAACUCUCAUUGAUCGUUCUGCAGUGAAAUGUUCUGUCACUCCAUUCUUUCGCCCUUUUUUCUUAGCUGUAGAUGCAAUGAUGAGUGAGUUAUUCAAGUACUGCAGCGACAUCGGAGACAGUGAUGAUGCUGAAAGAUGGAUUAUGGAAAUUAGAGACUUCCUUGGCAAAAGAGAUCGUUUAUGGAUCAGUCUCUCACUCUACCCACUUGACGUCAAUUCGGAGUCAUUUCUUGGGUUUGAUGAAACGGAGUUCAUUGUCCAAUGGAAAUGGAUUAAGAAAAGCUUUUCCAGACUGUCAUCAAGUCCACAGACAAUCAGGCUACCAUCAAGGGACUCCCUUCACGCUGUGAAUGCCUUGAUAAUGGCCAUCGAUCGCGUUGUGUUUGGUGUCGAGCUUCAAACUUGGCUACCGCACAAAGUGAGCAAAAGCAUGAUGAAACAAGCAGUCCCUCACAAAGCAGAACAAUUCGAAGAAGUUCUUCUGACAAGAGCAUUGGCAAAUGAAUGCGCAAUUGUUGAAGACUCAAUUUUCAAUCCGUUCGAAUCCACCUGUGAUGCUAUUGAGUUGCAGAGUUUAGUGGACACUCAGCACCCGGUGUUCUUCAUUCAUAGAGACGAGAGAUUUCAGAUCUUAGCUGCAUUAUGCACCAUGCAAUUUCUAUGGACCGAUGAGGUCAAUAUUGAGAAUAAAAACCUUUCACUGGCAAAUGAAGGUUUCAGCCAGAAAUUGCGCGAAUCGUUCGAGACAAAAAGGAAGAAAUUCAUAUCUGACAUGACAGCGGCAAAAGUGGAUGCAAAGAUUGCAACUGUUGAGAAUCAAUUUGAUGUCGAGAUGCUUGAACUAUUAAAAGCGUCUUCUGAUGCAACACUGUCCAGCCACGAAGCGUACUCGGGCUGGUCGACCACCAUUCUUUCAGCUUUCUCGAAGGUGCAAACAUCAGCACUUGCAGAAUUCUGGUGCGCCCACGAAGAAGCAAGGCUAUACGGUGAAGCCAGUAAGUUCACCCUCGAGUGCCAAGACGAAAGUCAGUUGAAGAGAGAGUUACUUUCUUUGCUGCCAGCUUUGAAAAGGCUCGUUGAAGUUGUGCUAUCGCAGACGAUUUGGUCAACUACGGACAUAAGAGCGCAGCAAACAUUGAUUUGGGCAAUUGAAGGUGGAUUCGAAAACAAAAGGGACCAUCGCCAACUCUUGCGAUGUCUUUUGCCCCAAAUGCUGAGUUCAAUGAUGAAACAUAUGUGGCGUAAUUCUUUCUCCGGUUUAGGUGCAACGUCGAUGUCUUUGGAUUUGCCGAAUAUGUGGUACGACGACGAAAGUCAGCAGAUUCAGGUCUCGUCUCAAGAGCUUGACAGGUGUUAUGGAUCAAAAAGACUUGGUCAUUGGUUCAGAAGUGAGUUCUUUAUCCACUUCUUCCACAAAAAUCUGGCUUGGUCACAAUCAAGCGGCCGUAUCAAGAUACACACAAUUGAAAACCACACUCAACGAAAACAGCAAAACCAAGAUACCAUGAGGAUGCUCUCGUCGUUGUCCUUUUCUGGAUCCAAGCCAAGACUCUUCAUUGCCCACUUGCUUCUACAUGAUGUUCUUGACGCCGUGAACACCAAUGAGACUAACGUCCACAUCGAGAAAUUGCUUGCUAUCGCAAGACAGCCGGAGCGGCUAAUGGAAUUUAGUUUUGAUGACAUUCAGAGCAUGAGCAAAGAUGUGGAGGAUGGUUUCCUCCAUUGUCACUUGUCGGAUGUUCUCACCCCCCUUCUUCAGGCAAUGCAAGAAGCUUGGAAACAAGAAGAUGGGUCCAAAGCGUAUGACCUGCAGUUUGGCUUAGUUUCAAUAUACCUUGGCAUUCUCCGAUUACACAUUUUGGCACCAGAUUCUCCAUUAGAUCCUGGUAGAGCUCCUGUCGCAAAGAUGGCACUGAUUGAUCGAAAGCUCAUCGAACUGGAGACAGAGUUGAUUGCAUUGCGACUGGAUAGUGGGUUUAUGAGAGGAGACUUCGCUCCAUCGAGCGACAAUGCUCUUGAGAUUUUAGAAACUGGAAGCGCUUUGGUAAAGAAACGAAUGUUGCAAGCAAAAAAGGUUGUCGAACGUGUAUCAUCAGCUCCGCCAUAUUUUGAGUUCUAUCGCGAAACCAAGGAUUUCUUGGACAACGUCGCAGGAAAACCAACUGUAUUGGAACUCACUCGUGCCUUGCUCGAGAAUCCGACAGCAGAAGUUAUGCAGAGAGCUCAAAAUUGGCUUCGUACAACAGCCGCAUUUUGCCAAAGAUUUGGCGAUUUCUACAACGCAUACGAAGAAGUUGUUUCAGGAUUGAUUUCAUCGAUGCAAUUGGUCCAAGAUGGAAUCCUUGUAAUUUCGCAACGGGAGGUUUCAAAGCACGCCAUCGGUAAUGCUGAGCUCUUGAAGAACCUUCUCACAUUUCCAGCAAUAGAUCACGCAAAUACCAUUCAAUCGCUCGUCACAACUUUGACUUCGUACUUGACUUCCGAUGAAGUUGGCAAUGCUCAGGAAAAGUCGGAUCUUUUGUUCUCGCUCUCUGUUGCCAUUCUCGCACGCCUCCUAAUGAAGCAGUACAUCGAAGGCUUAACAUCAAGGGAGAUGGUUUGGGGCUACAAGAUAUUUGAAGCUCUUGGAAGCUCUCAUCACACUGGAAGAGCUGAUAAAGAGAGUCUGGAUGAGACACUUGAAGAUGCUCAGGAAAGAGAGUUCAGAGAGCAAUUCCCAUCACAUCGAGACGAGUUUAAUGCUCUUCUACGCGUUGAAGAAGAAGAGGACGAUGACGAUGCUUCGGAAACUCAAGAAGUAGAUGGAGAUGAUGAUGCUGUCCUAGCCAGUGCGGAGUUUUCAGAUGCGCAAAUGGAACUUCUUUGUAGACUGCAUAACCAAUUGUUUUCAGGAGCUUCUUGCAUUCCAACAGACCAAGACCGGACGCUACUGUUCCAUUCUAGCUACAAUGCUACAUGUGAGCUGGAGAAGCAAUUUGGUUGCACCAAAAUGGCAGCAAAUGUCUCUGAACCCAUGGGUGCACAUGUAUAUGCAAUGGCACUCACAAACAUGCCAAAGAAAGGUAUCAUUCGUUGCGAAAAGCACUAUUCCGCAGAGAGCGGAGUGAUUGACUUUCAAAAUGAGCCCUGUCCCAGCGAAGUCAUGAUGGCAGCUGGUCCUCUGGAACGUCUGGUCGCAAGGACAACACAGUUGCUAACAGCCUUUCCGGGUCACUCUAUUUUGCUUGGGCUUGGCAGAGUAUGCGAGAAGGUCCGAAAACUUGAUCUGAUGACGACUCCUAUUGGAAAAGUGAUGACUGGUCUUGAGGUAAUCCUACGACAGGCGCAAGAUUGGGAACAGCAUGCUAGUGAUAGAGUUCGAUUAGGUGAAGCUCUACAUGAUGUUGGUGGAAUUGUUGCAAAAUGGAGAAAGCUUGAAUUACAGAGCUGGUCUCAGUUGCUGCAAGCGAGGCAAGAUCGUCAAAUCUCGAAAGCGAGGAAGUACUUGCUUCGCCUGCAUGGAGUUCUCCACACUGGCGAUGUCAUCCCUGAUUUUAACAACGAAGGUGCAUCAUCUUGCUCUUCCGUGUUCAGUCAAAGAGAGUGUAGCAGCCCAAUAUGGAUUUGGAAAGGUUUCGCUUCUUCUAGGAAAACGUUAUGCGGAGAUUUGGACAAUGGCCACGCAGAAGACUUGACUGAACUAGUGAAGGCUUUGGACACUUUCAUUCUGACUUCGCCACUUGGGGAAUUCGGGGAAAGGCUUAGGUUGCUCCAGCCAUUAUCAGUUCAAUUGUAUAACGAGUACAGGGCAUCCAGCACUGGAGAAAAAUCGAAGAUGCAGCAAUCAAGAAUUGUUGAAUCGAUAUGGCGCUAUUACUGUCAAUUCCAACCUUUGCUUCAAAACAAGGUUGAGACAAUGAAGUCGCCAAUCGAAAAAAAAUUGAAAGAUACUGUAAAGCUCGCAAAAUGGGACGAGCAAUCCUAUUAUGCUUUGGCAGAAUCGUCGGAGAAAAACCAUAGACAGUUGAUGAAAGUACUCUCGGAAAUGGAUGAGUGUUUAGGUCUCAAUGUUGGAUUAAUCAUCCAAGAAGACUCAUAUCGUGGGAUUCGUUCGCGCCCAGAUAGUCAAGAUGAAUUCUGUGCGCAGGUACCGUCGAAUAGUGUGAUGUUCCCACUGGGAUUCGGAGAGGAUCAAAAGGAGAAGAAACACGGGGAGGUUGUUAUUGAUAUCCACGAGCGCCAGUGGAUAGACGCAAGCUUAAUUGGAGUUUCCAGCAACAGCCACCUCUCGAAAAUUGGAAAAUAUGCCAUGAGAAUGAGUUCAAUGUCGAAAAAGGGAAUGCUUCGAGCGCAAUCAGUAGCCUUUGAAGGAAGUGUCUGCGCCGUUGACCUUUGCGAAGCAUUGUUUGACCGUAUUGGAUCCUUGCGAGAAAAGUCAACAAGACCGAUGAAGGAAAGGGCUGUAGUGGAUUUGUUCCGAGAGCUCAAAAGGAACGGCUUUACAACUGCAAAAUGGAGUACUCCCAAAGAGCUGCGGCAAAUGGAGCAUAUCUUUCAGCUACCGGCGCCUAAAAGUGAGCGACUAGACGCGAAUAAUGCCUCAGAACUCAAACGAGGCGAGAAGUACUUCAUGAGGUGUCUCACUGAAGCUGCCGCCCUAAGAUCGGAGACUCUAAUUCUUGGAAGCAAGUAUAUGACAACAAGAGAAAUGAAUCUGAUGACUUCUUUGAGUGACAGUAUGUUACUCAUGGUCACUCAGCAGCGAUCGCUUGUUGCAAUCAUCCUUGAUGACACUUCAUCUCUGCAAAAGUCCGUCAGUGAGAUUGCAUUCCACCAAUAUAAUCUCCCAACUCCUCAGAGCGAAUACAUACGUAUGAUGCGCGAAAUUGAAGUAGGAAUCAAUGCAUCAUCCGAGAGUAUAAAGGAAUUGUCACUUUUCUUCCGAUCAUCAAAAGAUUUGUUGGAUUCUGAUGAGAAAGUCACGGUGAUGAGAGAUGCAAUCACAAAACUUGAAACUAUGCUCCUACUACCCAAAGAUUUCAUGGCAAAGAAAGGAACUCAAUUUGUUUCGUGGGACCAGGUGAAGCAGAUUGAAGAACAAGGAGUGAAGCUGCAAGAAGCAAGAUUCCUCAUCGAGGAGUGCCGGAACGAGUGCAAGGUCUUAGGCUUGUAUCCCUUGGAUAUCUUUGAUGUACCCUUGCACUCUCUUUCACGCACGAUUGAAAUAAUUGAGGAUUGUAACUCUGCGUCGGAACAGACGCAGGAUGAUGCGGAGGCUGGUUUGCCAAAAACUGAUCUGAUUUCCUGUCUUGCGAGUGUAACCGAGCGACUGCUCAUUACUUUCCAGAAUUUCUGCACAGACACUCAAUCGUCGAACAAUGUAAAGGGCUCUAAUCAAAUGGAUGACGAUGCCUUGAUCAUGGAGUGUCACAAAGACAUGGUUGCGAAUUGGAGUGGUAUAAACCUGAAGGAACUGAACCAAAAGCUAGUGCAAACGAUUGCAAUGGUACAGGAAAUCCAUAACGAUGCGGGGACGGGCAGAAAAGACCGCGAAGUAAUAGUUCAACUGGCUUCCGAUAUUGGGUUUCUAGCGGACCACAUACUCUCAUUGUCACAAGUUUACCUCCAGGACUCAUUGCAAUUCUACAGCGCAAACUCGAAGCUUCUUUAUGUGGUCUUGCGAGUCUUUCGAGUAUUGGUUUCGAAAGGAUACUGCUCGGAUGAAACUGCGGAAGAGGAAGAUGGCGAUGCGGAGGGUGAUAUCAAUGGUAUGACGUUCGAAGACGAUCAAGACGGAACAGGAAUGGGCGAGGGUGAAGGAAAGAAGGAUGUCUCCGAUCAGUUAGAGAGCGAAGAUCAGCUUGCUGGUCUCAAGCCGGAUCAGGACAACGAAGACGACAAAGCCGAGAAACAGGAAUCACGCCAGUUGGACGAAGACGAGGCGGAUCAAGGGAUGGAAAUGGAGAACGAUUUUGAUGGGGAAAUGUGUGAUUUACCGGACAAAGAACCAGAUGAUGGAAUGGAAGAGGAGGAAGGCGAAGAGCUUGAUCGGGAGAUGGGCGACGAUGCUAGCCCAGAUGAUCAAGUCGUUGACGAAAAAAUGUGGAACGAGAGCGACGACGAAGAUGACAUCAACAAAGAAGACGAGAAAUUUGAGAAGGAUAGUGGUGUCGAAGGAGAAGCAAUUGAAGGAGAAACCAGAACAAAGGAUGAUGAUGAGGGAGAAGAUCCAUCAAAAGAAGAAAAGAAAGAUAACGAAUCAAAUGUCGACGAGCACAAACCAAAUGAAGACAACGCAGGAGAUGACAUGAACAACCAACAAAGCAACGAAGAAGACAUGAUAAAUGAAGAUUUUGACAAUGAAGAAGAACAACAUGGUGUUGAUGUGCGUGGCGAAGAGCACGAGCAGCAGGAUGAGAACAACGACGAAGGAGAAAUGCAACUGGAUGACAACGUUUGCCUUGAUGGUGAGGAUGAUAAUGCCGAGUCAAACGAUACCGAAGAGGAACCUGAUCAGGAUGAGAACCCAGAUGAUGCUGAUUCUACGGAAAUUCCUAUUGAUAAUCCAUUGGACCAAAAUGCCCCGGAAGACCAGGAAGAAGGCGACGAUCAGGUAGAUCAAAGCGCGGCUGCCAAACCACAAGGUCAAGGAACCGUCGAAAAUGAUGAAGAUGGAAACGACGAGCCCGAGGACGAGCCGGAGGAAAAUGCCCUAGAGAGCAUGAAACAAGAAGCUUCUACAGAGGAAGCAGCUCAUGGCGUGAGAUCAAACCAAGGGACAGAUGCUGUAAAGGAUGAUGGAAUGGAAGAGGAUGAAAAAGAAGAAGAGGCCAAUGACGAAGAAGAUGUCGCUGGUGGACCAGGGUCAGCUCAAGCUCAGGACUCACAGAACAACGAUUCAGGUCAAGGCGGUGGAUAUAGCGAACAAGACGGUGCAACUGAAAACCAAACUGAAGCACAAGCUGAACAAAACUCUGAUGAGAUUCCAAAUCCUUUCAAAGAUCCUGGAGAUGCUUCAAAGUUCUGGCAUAAGAAGCUGAACAUGGUGGAUUCAAGUUCUGAUGACAGGGGCGACGCAGACAAUGUGGAGGACGAUGACAUGGCCGAAGAAGACCAGGAAGCAGACAAGAAUACUGGAGAUUUCGAAUACGCCUCCAAAGAAGAAAAGAGUUCUACUCAAGUACUUGGAGAGGCAACUGAGGAGGAGGCUACCAAGCUAGAUGACAUGAAUAACAAUGAGAAGGAAGAUGACCCAGAUCAGGAACAAGAGCAGCAGCAAUCAAAGCAAGAUGAGCCAAGUGGUACCCGAGAUGAAAAGAAGAAGGCAUCGAAACAAUCAAAGCGGACAAGCCCUGAUAAUCAAGAUAUUGAUGAUGGCUCUGAUGAGGAUGAUGCCAUGUCAGAAGUCGACCAGGAAAUUGAUGGUGAGGAAUCCGAAACAAGUGAGAAGGGGGGCAAUGAAGAGAUCGAAGAUGACAUUCGCCGAAACCUUGUGUCUACUGAUUUCUCAAAGUUAACCGUGGGAGAUGAUGAUGCGGAACGUCUUGAUCCACAGAAACUUCUCCAGGAUGAACAAGUGACAAGUAUCGAUCGUGAAAGGGCAGCAGAAGCGAAAUCGAAGUGGUUACAGAUCCAGGGCGAAACGCACAAUUUGGCAAGAAGAUUGUGCGAAAAACUGCGAUUGGUCAUGGAACCAUUGGUUGCUUCGAAGCUAAGAGGUGACUAUAGGACCGGAAAACGGAUCAAUAUGAAGCGAGUUAUUGGAUACAUUGCCAGUGGGUAUCGAAAGGAUAAGAUUUGGCUUCGACGGACAAAACCAGCUAAGCGAAACUACCGCGUUUUGCUUGCUGUUGAUGACUCCGAAAGUAUGAAGAAGAGUGGGGCAGGCGAAUUGGCUCUUCGCGCCAUGGCAACAUUGGCUGUUGGUAUUAAUCAACUUGAAAUUGGAGAGCUCGGCAUCGCAAGCUUUGGAGAUGAUAUGAAGCUAUUGCACCCGUAUCACCUUCCAUUCACAUCCGAAUCAGGGUCGGAUAUGGUUGUCAAUUUUGGUUUCGAUCAGAAACGAACAAGAACAGCUUUAUGCGUUGAGAGUGCAUUAGCUUCGUUCGAAGAGUAUGGUGAUAAUUCAUCGAUGCAAUUAGUCUUCUUGAUCAGUGAUGGACGCAUUGAAAGAGAUAGCCGGGCGGCGCUUCAACGGCUCAUCCGAGAAAUGGCAGAACGAACCAUUCUAUUGGCUAUGAUCAUUGUCGAGGGCGACAUCAAGAAAAAAGACAGCAUCGUCAACAUGAAGGAAGUCACAUUCGAAAAGGGAAAGCCUGUCGUAAAGCGCUUCAUUGAGGAAUACCCCCUUCCGUACUACAUCGUACUCGACGACAUGACGACGUUACCGGAAGUGCUCGGAGACGCCUUGAAACAGUGGUUUGAAAUCUUGGCACAGCUGAACAGCAGUAGGUAA